AUGAAGUGGCCAGUGGGGUCUGGAGUUUUACAGAAAUUUUAUUCCAGUGGCAUCAAAUUCCUUACCAUGUUCCCUGAUGGCUCUGCUCAGGUCUUUUAUCCCUCCGGCCUCUUGGCUGUACUUAUCGUGGUCACUGAACACAAUGGAAGAGUUUGUAUAGUGUAUGACGACGUCAGUGCCCCUAAUCAACAAAUCAGAGCUAUAUUCCAGUCUGAUGGCAGAGCGACAUGCUAUCACACCAAUGGAAACAUAUGGCUGUCCUUAAACAUGUCUGGUGGCCGAUGCUUAAACAAUGCAGGCAACGUAACUUGUAAGUGGAGCUGGGGUACUCCCACGCCCCUGCAGCCCAUCUUUCUGUCCCUCAACAAAACUGUUGGAGUUCGAGUCCUGGGGAACAAACAAGUGUUUGUUUCCUUCUUGGCAGGCAGGCAACAGGCUAAGUUCAGUGUGGGUACCUGCUGUGCUCAGGGUGAAUACGUGCAUACUUCAGGCUCAUCGGUCUCUAAAGACGAGCUGCUGGCAUUGGCAGCCAAAAUCAGGAUCCACGCAGCAAUUCAGCAUCUUCACCAGUACCUGACGACACCCUUACAUCCCCCAAAACUUAAGACACCAGCCCAUCACCUACAGGUUACUGCUCAAAGGCUCCUGAAAGUCAGUGAUGAUAUAAUGAUGAAUGACCGUGACAAAGCCUUCAUCCUCAAGUGCCUUCAGGAUUGUUGAUGUAUAUGUAAUAUUGGAAC
Pelmatolapia mariae (spotted tilapia) is the source of this 740-nucleotide messenger RNA. RefSeq names its product glutamate-rich protein 6. Bases 1 to 720 code for a protein of 239 amino acids. NCBI's taxonomy places the organism in Eukaryota, Metazoa, Chordata, Actinopteri, Cichliformes, Cichlidae. The record is from RefSeq and is a predicted model, not a curated record. The transcript has 5 exons.